AUGAAGCGCCCCAGCGCGCGGAGCAACCAAAGGCGGACGAAGUUCCCGGGCAGCGACGGGCGGCGCUACGCGGAUAUCGAGGACUUCUGGCGUGCCAGGAAGCGGUCCUGGUACUCCAAGGUGUCGCAGCACUGGGAAGGUGCGGAGGCAAACGAGGAGAGCGUGCUAGGAGGACUGCCGCACACGCACGGCCCGGACUUGGAGGAGAACCGUCGGUUUUUGCAGGCCUUGAGAAGGCUGCGGCCCUCCCUCCGCUUCGGCCGGGUCCUGGACUGCGGCGCCGGCGUGGGCCGAGUCUCCAAGUUCUUGGCGCCCCACUUCCAGUCGCUGCAUCUGCUGGAGCCCUGCGCCCGCUUGCGCGCCAUCGCGCGACAGCGCCUCAAGCACCUCAAGGGGAAGAAGGGCCUCCGCUUCAUUGGCAAGCCCUUGCAAGAGUUCACUCCGCAGAAGGACCUCUAUGACGUGAUCUGGCUGCAGUGGGUCCUACUCCACCUGACAGAUGAUGAUGUGGUGGCAUUCCUCGCGAGGUGCCGGGACAGGCUACGACCAAAUGGAGUCAUUGUGAUUAAGGACAACGUCGCCUUUGGCGAGUGGGAGGCGGACCUGUCGGACCACAGCAUCGCUCGCACCGCGCCGCUCUUCCGGCGCCUCUUUCGCCUGGCCAAGCUCCAGCUGGAGCUCAACGUGAAGCAGCGCAAUUGGCCGGGGGGGCUGAUCCCGGUGAGAAUCUUCGCCCUGAGCACGGAGCUAUUCCCGGGCGCGGAGGUUCGACUCGUGGGUCUCCAGCUGCCGCACUUGGAGGGCAAGAUUGGCACCUGUACCCAGUUCGACCCGGACGGCUAUGUGAGAGUGCGGCUCAGCAGUGGCGAGCUCAAGGCAGUGAAGCCUCAGAACCUGAUGCUCGCCUCGCAGCCCAAAGCAGACACAGCCCCAAAAACGCCGCCGAAGCCUGGCAAGGAGAAGACGAAAGAGCCGAGCUACUGGCCAAAGUGGGCAAUGUUCGCACUGACGGCGGCGUCUGCUUUUGUGCUCUUCAGAUACUUUCAACUGCAAGAGCACGACAAGAGUGUGGAAGAGAAGCGCCUUCUGAAGGAGAAGGAGGAGGAGGAGGCUGCGGGCGCGCCCCUGCCCGCAGGCUGGCGGGAGCACAAAGACCCCAGCACCGGGUGUAUGUACUACUGGAAGGAGGCGGAUCCUGCCAACACCACCACUUGGCAGCGCCCAAAGUAG
Molecule: messenger RNA, 1230 nt
Organism: Effrenium voratum
Lineage: Eukaryota; Dinophyceae; Suessiales; Symbiodiniaceae
Source: the annotation of a GenBank genome assembly